Messenger RNA from Parastagonospora nodorum SN15, 1167 nucleotides. RefSeq lists its product as hypothetical. Gene Ontology annotation, biological process: protein localization to cell surface; proteolysis; attachment of GPI anchor to protein. The record is from RefSeq and is a predicted model, not a curated record. Bases 1 to 1167 code for a protein of 388 amino acids. NCBI's taxonomy places the organism in Eukaryota, Fungi, Ascomycota, Dothideomycetes, Pleosporales, Phaeosphaeriaceae. Gene Ontology annotation, molecular function: GPI-anchor transamidase activity. Gene Ontology annotation, cellular component: GPI-anchor transamidase complex. The transcript is spliced from 2 exons.
AUGAAGUUUUCCGCCGCCCUGCUGCCGCUGCUGGCAGCCCCCUUUGUCGCCAGCGAGCACACAUCGAACUGGGCCGUCCUUGUCUCGACAUCGCGCUUCUGGUUCAACUACCGCCAUCUCGCCAAUGUCCUGUCCCUAUACCGAACCGUAAAGCGCCUCGGCAUCCCCGACUCGCAAAUCAUCCUCAUGCUGCCUGAUGACAUGGCAUGCAACCCGCGCAACGCAUUCCCAGGCAAUGUGUUCAACAACGCUGACCGUGCAUUGGACCUCUACGGCGACAACAUCGAGGUGGACUAUCGAGGCUACGAAGUCACCGUGGAGAACUUUAUCCGCCUGAUGACAGACCGCGUGGGCCCCGACAUGCCUCGCAGCAAGCGAUUGAUGACCGACGAGAGGAGUAAUAUAUUAGUCUACAUGACGGGCCACGGCGGCAACGAAUUUCUCAAAUUCCAAGACGCCGAGGAAAUCAGCGCAUUUGAUCUCGCAGAUGCAUUCGGGCAAAUGUGGGAGAAGAAGCGCUACCACGAAAUGCUCUUCAUGAUCGACACCUGCCAAGCCAACACCAUGUACUCGAAAUUCUACUCCCCCAACAUCCUCGCCACAGGAAGCUCUGAAAUCGACCAAUCGUCCUACUCGCACCACGCCGACUCCGACGUCGGCGUCGCCGUCAUCGACCGCUACACGUACUAUAACCUCGAAUUCCUCGAGCAGAAAGUCACAAGCCCGACGUCCAAGCUGACCAUGGGCGAGUUGUUCGACAGCUACGACUCCGCGAAGAUCCACUCGGAUGCUGGCAUACGGUACGAUUUGUUUGCGGGCGGCGAGGAAGGCGCGAGGAAUAGACGCGUCAUGGAUUUCUUUGGAAACGUGCAGAAUGUGGAGUUACAGGGUGAGGGACGGAAUGAGACCCAGUGGAAGGAGGAGCUGGAGGCGAUUGAUAGGAUGAUUGCGGAUGCGAAGAGGAGGCAUAAUGAGAGUUUGAAUGCGAAGCCGCAGGUGGAUGUGCAGCAUGUUGUUGAGGAAGCCAAGCCGGUGCAAGGGUUGCGGAGAGAGGGUGCGGUGAAGGUGGAUGAGGAGCAGGGGUGGAGUAAGCAGAUUGCCGGUGCGGCGGCGCUGGCGGGAUGUGUAGGGGUUUGGCUUGCCGGCAGUUUGUUUGAGUCGAUGUGA